This is a messenger RNA of Chrysochloris asiatica (Cape golden mole), 1572 nucleotides long. It is a transcript of the gene SNX1, whose product is annotated as sorting nexin 1. Gene Ontology annotation, molecular function: phosphatidylinositol binding. Gene Ontology annotation, biological process: early endosome to Golgi transport; intracellular protein transport. Gene Ontology annotation, cellular component: endosome membrane; endosome. The transcript is spliced from 15 exons. The record is from RefSeq and is a predicted model, not a curated record. NCBI's taxonomy places the organism in Eukaryota, Metazoa, Chordata, Mammalia, Afrosoricida, Chrysochloridae. The coding region runs from base 1 to 1572 and encodes 523 amino acids.
AUGGCGUCUGGUGGUGGUGGUGGCUGUAGCGCUUCGGAGAGACUACCUCCUCCCUUUCCUUACCCGGAGCCGGAGUCCGAGGGGGCGGCUGGAGGGUCAGAACCCGAGGUUGGGGACAGCGACACUGAGGGAGAGGACAUUUUCACUGGCGCCGUGACUACCAGUAAGCCCCAGUCUCCAAAGAGUACUGCUUCACUUCUUCCCAUCAACAAUGGCUCCAAAGAAAAUGGGGUCCAUGAGGAACAAGACCAAGAACCACAGGAUCUCUUUGCAGAUGCCACAGUGGAGCUAUCCCUGGACAGCACUCAAAGUAAUCAGAAAAAGACACCAGCCAGAACUCUGAUUUCUCUCCCAUCUCAGGAAGACACACAUUCUUCUAAGCUCCAGCCAAGCUAUGAGGAGCUAGAGGAAGAAGAACAAGAGGACCAGUUUGAUUUGACAGUCGGUAUAACUGAUCCCGAGAAAAUAGGAGAUGGUAUGAAUGCCUACGUAGCCUACAAAGUUACAACACAGACGAGCUUACCAAUGUUCAGAAGUAAACAGUUUUCUGUGAAAAGAAGAUUUAGUGAUUUUCUGGGUCUUUAUGAGAAGCUUUCGGAGAAACAUUCUCAUAAUGGCUUCAUUGUCCCUCCUCCGCCAGAGAAGAGUCUAAUAGGAAUGACAAAAGUGAAAGUUGGGAAAGAAGAUUCUUCUUCUGCAGAAUUUCUUGAAAAACGAAGGGCUGCUCUAGAAAGGUACCUUCAAAGGAUUGUGAAUCAUCCUACCAUGCUACAGGACCCUGAUGUCAGAGAGUUUUUGGAAAAAGAAGAGCUGCCCCGUGCUGUGGGCACCCAGACGUUGAGUGGUGCUGGUCUCCUCAAGAUGUUCAACAGAGCCACAGACGCAGUCAGCAAAAUGACUAUCAAGAUGAAUGAAUCAGACAUUUGGUUUGAGGAGAAGCUCCAGGAGGUAGAAUGUGAGGAGCAGCGCUUACGGAAACUGCAUGCUGUUGUAGAGACUCUAGUCAACCAUAGGAAAGAGCUAGCGCUGAACACUGCCCAGUUUGCAAAGAGUCUAGCCAUGCUUGGAAGUUCUGAGGACAACACAGCAUUGUCACGGGCACUCUCCCAGCUGGCUGAGGUGGAAGAGAAAAUUGAGCAGCUCCACCAGGAACAGGCCAACAAUGACUUCUUCCUCCUCGCUGAGCUGCUGAGUGACUACAUUCGCCUGCUGGCCAUAGUCCGUGCUGCUUUUGACCAGCGCAUGAAGACAUGGCAACGUUGGCAGGAUGCUCAAGCCAUACUGCAGAAGAAGCGGGAGGCUGAAGCCCGGCUGCUGUGGGCCAACAAGCCUGACAAGCUGCAGCUGGCCAAGGAUGAGAUUACAGAGUGGGAGUCUCGGGUAGCUCAGUAUGAAAGAGACUUUGAAAGGAUUUCAACAGUGGUUCGGAAAGAAGUGAUACGAUUUGAGAAAGAGAAAUCCAAGGACUUCAAAAACCACGUGAUCAAGUACCUGGAGACACUUCUGUAUUCACAGCAGCAGCUGGCAAAGUACUGGGAAGCCUUCCUCCCUGAGGCAAAGGCCAUCUCUUAA